This is a messenger RNA of Pygocentrus nattereri (red-bellied piranha), 1995 nucleotides long. Its product is annotated as hydroperoxide isomerase ALOXE3-like. Lineage: Eukaryota; Metazoa; Chordata; Actinopteri; Characiformes; Serrasalmidae. The transcript has 14 exons. Gene Ontology annotation, molecular function: protein binding; iron ion binding; oxidoreductase activity, acting on single donors with incorporation of molecular oxygen, incorporation of two atoms of oxygen. Gene Ontology annotation, biological process: linoleic acid metabolic process; lipid oxidation. Bases 1 to 1995 code for a protein of 664 amino acids. The record is from RefSeq and is a predicted model, not a curated record.
AUGGUGGGAUACACAGUUGAGGUACACAGCACAACUUUCUUCACUCUGCAGAGCAUAUACAUCAGGUUCAUUGGAUCCACCUGUAGCAGCAAACCUCAGCUUCUCCACAGUAUUUUGUGCCAACAGGUACGUACAUACAAAGUUUCCUGUGAACAAAGUGUUGGUACCCUCCUUCUAGUUGAAUUGGAGGCCAAGCAAAGUUGGUUCAAGGACUUCUUCCAGGAUUGGUUCUGUAACAAAAUCGUGGUGACCACACCUGAAGGCGAGACGAUCAGCUUCCCAUGUUACAAAUGGCUGAACAGCAAAAAGCCAGUUGUGAGCCUCAGGAAUGACAAAGCUACGCUUAAAAAAGAGGAAACAAACGGCACGCUCCUCAACCAAAGGGAGCAGGAGCUUGAGGUGCGGCAAAAGGACUUCAGAUGGAAGAAAUAUCACGAUGGGGUACCUUAUAUUAUCGAUGCUCAAGAACCAUCUGAUCUCCCUGAAGACGUCAGGUUCUCUUUCACCAAAGACAUAGAGAUGAAAUUCAACGCAGUGUCAGUAUUAGGGGAGCUGCAGCUUGAAAAGUGGACAACCAGCUCAGAUACAUGGGAGUCACUAGAACAGCUUCAUAGAGUCCUCUGGCACCCAAAACCUAACGAAUAUAUCAGGCAGCACUGGGACUCUGAUGAAUUCUUUGGCUAUCAGUUCCUGAAUGGAACGAACCCCAUGGCGAUUCGCUGUUGGCGCACCAAGCUGCCCGACAACUUCCCGGUCACGGAUGACAUGGUCAAGUCGUCUUUGGGAGGAAGCUGUUUACAGAAGGAAAUACAGGAAGGGAACAUCUUCCUUUGUGACUAUAAAAGGCUGAGCGGCUUUGAAGGAAAUACAAUCAACAAUAAAAAGCAGAGUCUGACGGCUCCUCUCUGCUUACUCUAUAGCACUCCUGAGAAGAAGCUAAUUCCCAUAGCGAUUCAGUUGAACCAGAAGCCCGGCGUGGAGAAUCCCAUCUUUCUUCCCAGCGACUCCGAAUGGGAUUGGCUCCUGGCGAAGACCUUUGUGAGGAGUGCAGGAUUUCAUGAACAUGAGCUGAACGUCCAUCUGCUGCAAACACACCUGCUGGCUGAGGUUUUCUCUCUUGCAACAAUGCGCAACCUGCCUUCAGCCCACCCACUGUUCAAGCUCCUGAUUCCCCACACUCUCUACACUUUCCAGAUUAACGUCAUGGCCAGAAACUUGUUGAUCUCAGAUGACGGGGUUUUCAAGAAGUACACCGCUAUAGGGCAUGAUAACGCGGUCAACACUUUUCUGCCAGAUUCGUUCUCAACGCUGACCUACAGCUCUCUCUGUCUGCCGGACAACAUCAAGGAGAGAGGUCUGGAGAACAUCCCGAACUACUACUACAGAGACGAUGGCCUGAAGCUCUGGGACAUCAUCCACAAGUUGGUGAAAGGAGUGUUGACUUUUUACUAUAAAAGUGAUGCCGACGUGAAAGGAGACCCUGAGUUACAGAACUGGAUCUGGGAGAUAUUUGUUUACGGAUUCCUGAGGAAAGAAAGCACCGGAAUCCCCCGCUCUUUCAGCAAAGUGGAGGAGGUUAUCAAGUUCGUCACCAUGGUGAUCUUCACAGUGUCCGCUCAACAUGCUGCGGUCAACAAUGGCCAGUUUGACUUUGGAGGAUGGAUGCCCAACCUGCCCACCACCCUCAGACUCCCUCCCCCCAAGAAGAAAGGAGAAUCCACACUGGAGACCUUCUUCCAAACUCUUCCAGAUGUCUCCACCACCGUUCACGGACUGGCCGUUCUGUUCCUGCUAAGCAAGAAAGCUUCUGACCAUUGUCCGCUGGGCGUCUAUACGCAGGACCUGUUCAGUGAAGCCGUUGCCCGAUGGCACAUUUCAAGAUUUCAGAAUGACCUCCAUAAGCGUGACCAAGAGGUUAACAUCAGGAACAGAAAUCUCCCACUGCCGUACGAUUACUUAAAGCCCGCGAAUGUGGACAACAGUGUUUCCCUUUAG